UAUAUAUUUUUAUUUUUUUUUUUAAAUGAAAACAAAAACAGAAAAAGGAAGAGUUAGAAUUUGCUUUCUCUUUCUCGAUCCCUCUCUCUCAAAAUCGCUGUUCCUCUCUCACCCACCGCCACCGGCCGCCGCUCUCAAUCCCUCUCUCACUGCUCUCAAUCUCUCUCCCUCACCUCGCCGUAACGCCGUUCAAUCUUCCGCCGCAGCCGCACCACUGCUCAGCUCACCGCGCCGCACCACACCACACCGCACCGCACUCACUCUUUUUCUUCGUCUCGUUUCAGAAACAACUUUGUCUUUUAAAUAUUAUUGUAUCUAGAAAUUUGGUUGAUAAAAUUCCCUCCAAAAUUUUGCCUAGGCUCUCUAAUAUUACUGGAAUCGCCACUGCAUUCAUUCAUCAACAAAACUUUCCGAAUCUGAAAUAUCUUCAUCGAUCAACCUUCUGAUUCACCAACCUUGGAAAAAAGAGUAAUCAAAAUUUGAACAACUAUACAUCAAAAUGUCCUCCCUUGCAGCUGCCAGAGCAGACAACUUUUACUACCCCCCAGAAUGGGAUCCAAGCCAGGGUUCUCUGAACACAUUUCAUGGUCAACAUGCCUUGAGAGAGAGAGCAAGGAAGUUAGAUCAGGGUAUCUUGAUUAUAAGGUUUGAGAUGCCUUAUAAUAUAUGGUGUGGAGGAUGCAAUUCUAUGAUUGCCAAGGGUGUCCGGUUCAAUGCAGAGAAGAAGCAAGUUGGGAAUUACUAUUCUACAAAGAUAUGGAGCUUUACCAUGAAAGCUGCAUGCUGUAGACAAGAGAUCACCAUCCAGACUGAUCCAAAGAACUGCGAGUAUGUGAUCAUCAGUGGGGCUCAGAAAAAAACUGAGGAUUUCGAUGUUGAGGAUGCAGAAACUUUUGAAUUACCUGCUGAUGAAGAGAAAGGGAAGCUUGCUGAUCCAUUUUACCGUCUCGAACACCAGGAAGAAGACUUGAAAAAAAAGAAAGAAGCUGAACCAGUGCUUGUGCGUCUCCAGCGAAUGUCUGAUGCCCGACAUUCGGAUGACUAUGCCAUAAAUAAGAGUCUCCGAGCCAAACUUAGAAGUCAAAAGAAAAGAGUUGCUGAAGAAGAAGCUGCUUCUAGGAAAAGGGGCCUUGGGAUUCGACUGCUUCCAGCUUCGGAACAAGAUGCUGCUGCAGCAGCAAAAGUGAAGUUUUCUAGUAAGUUUGACAAAAAUAGGAAAGACAAACGGGCAUUGAUCAAUGCUGAUUCCAUAUUCCCAGGAUUGUCUGUCUCAUCCAUGUCUGGUAAGAGAAGGCAAGAGCUAGAGUCUAAAAGAAGAAAAAUUUCUGCAAGUGCAGCAUCUAGCCUUUUGGCCGGGGGAUAUAAACCAUCAUCAUGGUCACAAGGUGCUGUUUUGUCAAGCAGGCAAAAGGGAGCUUCAAUGAAUGCAAGACACUAGAAAGCUUUAAAAUGUCAACAGAGUUGGUCAGUCACAGUUGAUUUUGGCUUAUUGACUCUGGAGUUGUACAUAGAAAUAUGCUUAAUAAGGUUAUUUGUUAAUGCUGUUGUUUUGUUUGUUUUGAGAGCUUAAAAGAUAAGAUAGAUAGAAGUAUAUGUUUUGAUUAAAAAAAAGAAACAUGGAAGUAUGUGUGAUCAUUUUGUAUUCUAUAUUGUAAGCCAUGUAUAACGUGUGAUCGAAGUGAUUCAUUUCCAUUUUAACAAAGUUGAAUUCUUGGUAA
Trifolium pratense (red clover) is the source of this 1718-nucleotide messenger RNA. Its product is annotated as probable splicing factor YJU2B. Gene Ontology annotation, cellular component: post-mRNA release spliceosomal complex; U2-type spliceosomal complex. The transcript is spliced from 8 exons. The record is from RefSeq and is a predicted model, not a curated record. Bases 500 to 1438 code for a protein of 312 amino acids. Gene Ontology annotation, biological process: mRNA splicing, via spliceosome. Lineage: Eukaryota; Viridiplantae; Streptophyta; Magnoliopsida; Fabales; Fabaceae.